Messenger RNA from Mycena indigotica, 6204 nucleotides. RefSeq names its product LIM-domain-containing protein. Lineage: Eukaryota; Fungi; Basidiomycota; Agaricomycetes; Agaricales; Mycenaceae. The transcript has 40 exons. Gene Ontology annotation, biological process: signal transduction. Gene Ontology annotation, cellular component: mRNA cleavage and polyadenylation specificity factor complex. Bases 43 to 6204 code for a protein of 2053 amino acids. The record is from RefSeq and is a predicted model, not a curated record.
UCUGCCCCUCCCUUUCUACUGCUCAAAGUUGUUGGCGGCUCCAUGAGCGAACCGAGCCGAAAGUGGUCCGGGGACUCGGAUUCUUCAAGGCCAAAGUCACCCAGAUUUCCAGGCUCACUUCCCCGGUCAACACCACCAACGCGUGCGGCAACAGUCGGCCCUGAACCGAUUCCCGCCUACGAGCUACCUCCUCAUGCUCGUAGUGAAGACUUCAGUCAUGGCAAAGGAGCUAGCAGGCCUUCAACCCCCAGCAAAGAACUUACCCGUCGUACAAGCGCUGGCUCAAUCAACUCCGCCCACUCUUCCUCAAACUCCAAUCCCCAACCACCUUCCUCUGUCGCUUCAACAAGCCUCUCCUCAGCCUCUUGCGCGUCUUGCGGAAAACCGAUGCAAGGCCCAUUUGUUCGGGCACUAGGCACCGUCUUCCAUCUGAAUUGCUUCAAAUGCAAUGACUGUGGUGACGUCGUGGCUUCCAAAUUUUUCCCGAUCGAGGGUGGAGAUGGGAAGCAGUACCCGCUUUGCGAACGCGACUACUUCCGCCGUCUAAACUUGAUCUGCGCCAAGUGUGGAAUGGCUCUGAGGGGCAGUUAUAUAACAGCAUGCAACAAGAAGUUUCAUGUCGAACAUUUCACUUGCUCUCUCUGCUCUACUUUGUUUGGGCCGUCGGACUCGUACUAUGAGCACGAUGGUGAUGUUUAUUGCCAUUUCCACUACUCGACUCGCUUCGCAACCAAAUGCGCCGGAUGUAGCAGCGCUAUACUCAAACAGUUCGUUGAGAUCAAUCGGAACAUGAGGGACGAGUGCUGGCACCCAGAGUGCUAUAUGAUCAACAAGUUCUGGAAUGUCAAAGUGGUGUCACGACGGCCAACGAGUACCGCUGAGAUUGAAGGAGAGCACCAAGAACCGGAAUAUGUUGACGAAGAGCGUCGCGAGACUCCAUUGUCGUUGAAGGACAGGCAAAUUCGGAUGGAACAGCAGGUUUACCGGAUAUGGACGGUCCUUUCCGCCUUCGAGGAGUCAAGUGCAGCUUGCAUUUCCGAUAUGCUCAGACAAGUCAGCAAUGGUCAAUACCUUGAGGCCAUUCGAAUGGCCGAAAAGUUUAUAUUGCAUGUCGAAGUGCUUUUCGCAACAAUCGACGACCUCGAGCAACACUUUUACCGACUCAAUAUGAAAGGUAUGUCACACGUCCGAGAAGCGAGGAUGCUGUGCCGCAAGACUGUGGAACUCUUUACGCUCUUGUCACACACGCAAGAAACGGGUUCUCGACGAAUGGGCAUGACGCAGGAGCUACUGGCACUCGUCACCGGAUUGGCUCACUACCUCAAAAUCCUGAUCCGCAUAGCAUUGACAGGGGCUCUCAAAUUGGAGCGGGAAAGGGAUGUCCAGGAAGCAAUGUCAAAUUUCCUCGACAAACUUCAUCUGCUUGCGGUCCAAGGCGGCAAUCCAUCUGCUAGGAGGAUGAUCAAGGGCUAUAAUGGUGAAUCUAUGGCUCAGUCGGGAGGAAAUGUUGGCACACAGGGAGUCACCUAUGGUUUCCGCAGCCUGGCACCAGAAAAUGCUGGCGAAUCGCCGUUUGCCCCUGGAGUCUCUUCGUCCUCGUCCAAAAUGCCUUCAGAUCUAUGUGUCAAAUGUAAUCAAACGGUCGAGGAGGACUGCGUGCGACUGGGGACGUACCAACGAUGGCAUUCUCACUGCGUACAGUGUGCCGUCUGUGGCAAGAAAGCCGUCAUUCCAAUGCCCAAGGAGAAGGAGACUAUCCAAAACGGGGAAGAAGGCGCUCAGGCUCCCAAGCCAUCCACUGGUCGUAGACCACCAGCCAACGUGUCCCAAUUCGUCUAUGAGGUCGAUACACGCAAAGACACCCAGUUUUUUGGCGAGAUUCCGACUGUCAUUCUUUGCACAGAGCAUGCCCACGCAGGAUGCCGCGGCGGUUUCCAACCUGUUCAACGACUCGAGCAAUACGCCUUCCUGUUGAAUGUUGCAUUAAGGCGACUAUACUUUGUUCUGCGGAAGCAAGGUGUUGUGCCCUUGUCACCUGAUACUCCGACACACCCAUCAAUACCAGAGAGCGAUUUAUAUCGCAACUCCGCAGACAUCAUGCGAAUGAAAUCAGUGCACCUGGAUCGUAAACUUUCUGCGACUGCUCGGCUUCCCAAAAGAUCGACAAUUGUUGAAAGCCCUGCUGGCCGAACCGCUCCCUCGGAAGUUCUUGCGUCCCAAAAGACGCAAGAGUCAACCACUGCAUCCCAGCCUCAACAACAACUUGCUCCCCACGCCCCUCAACCCCAAUAUCCCCAGCAAGGUCAAUUACCUCAGCAACGAUCCCCAUCUCAGCCAUCGUCGCUGGCCCCACGACCCCACUUAGGGCCUUUACCGCCUGAUAUGCAAGGCCAAGUGUUGCGACCCUCAUUUGCUCGCAACAACACUGAAGUCAUGAUCGUGGACGACAGCGUUCCAAAUUCGCCUGCCGGUGGAGACGAGCCACCUCCACGACAACCACCAUUAGACAACGGAAUCACCCUCGCGGACAUUCCCCAGCUUAUGGAGGUUGCCCAAGCACGUGAAGAACAGCGUUCUUUACCUCGAGAAAACUCUAUUCCGUACAUUGCCGAGCUGAGUUCUCUUGAGUUGGCAAUCGUCAAACACGCUGCUCUCCUCGUUCUCACGAAAUCGCCUUUACGGGAUCAGUUUGAUUUGGACGAGUUGAUUGAAAUGGUCGAGACAAAAAAGAGCGGAUUCUGGAACAAGCUCUUCAAGGCUGGUGAUAAGAAGAAUGUCAAGAAGAAAGGUGUCUUUGGUGUUCCUCUUGAGUUUCUCGUUGAGAGGGAAGGGUCCGAUUCGCUACUCGGUGCCACAAGGGAGACAUUGAGAGUGCCAAGUUUUAUAGACGACGUCAUUUCGGCCAUGCGGCAAAUGGACAUGUCAAUUGAAGGCAUCUUCAGAAAGAACGGAAACAUUCGGAGGCUCAAAGAGCUAACGGAGACAAUUGAUCUUCAACUGGCUGCGCUUCUCAAGAAAUUCUUGCGCGAUUUACCCGACCCUCUGAUGACCUUCAAACUCCACCGUCUUAUUUGUCUUCCUGAAAUGGGUUGCAUCCUCCUCCUCCCUUUGGUAGUUCUGCUCCGAUCCCACGGCCAGGUGCUCCUGGUUUGGCGCAACCGUCGACUUCGAAUGGGUAGCCACUCCCCGACCUCAUAUGAACGCUGCGGCCGAGCCACGACCCAACUAAUCCAGCGAACAAUAAAUUUCUUUGUUCGGGGUCUCGCCGUUUCCUCUUGCCGACUUUGUAGUUCAGUAUCACGGACUUCAAUCACCCAUCUCGUCAACUUCCAUAUUCUUCCGCUUCUUACCCAAGCCCUGUCAGAGGCGAAAUGCAUCAAGGUGAGCGAGAGUAAAAACACAGUUUUCUAUUCCAACCUCCAGCAUUCCUUGAGUCCUCCACUUCUUUCGACACUGCAGUCAGCAUUGAAACAACAGCCUGCCCCCAUUACCGUUCUCGUUACAACUCUCAUUGGCUUCGUCGUUGGUGCGACAGAAUCAAUCCUCAAAAACUGGCCCCGCUCUCUUUUGAGCAGCGUACACAAUGUUCCAGUCUUCCUAUUGCUCUACAAGAACUCAAAUCCCGAUGUGCUGACGGCGACUUUUAAUACUGUACUCCAAGCUCUACGACAAUGGACCCCGGAGUCGUCAUCUAUUAGCAAUGAGGAUCCUUUUGGUUCAUAUAAUGCGACUGCAAAUAAAUGCCCCGCCACUCGUAUGGAGGCUGCUGCUGCAGAAGAAAAACGACGGAAGCAACUAGGAAUUAAACCCGAAGCAAAGCGUCCUAAGCUGGACACUGAUGCGUCUUCUACUUUGGCGAGCUUCGACUUCACUCAACUCCCAGCUCCUCUUAUCACAGAAUUAAUUGUCGCCAACCUGGAAGCUUUCUCGGAAAGUGCAUUCAAAUCUCUCGUUGAUUCAUAUAAAGAAAGUAGGGGCAUCUCGUCAGCGCCACUACCACCACCACCACCACUUGCUGCUGCUGCCUCUCGCAAUGGUACACCAGUGGAUACCAAGUCCCCUCCCGAGGCUUCUCCCCCAAUCAUAAAAGAGGAGCCUGUAGACCCUCUCAAGAUGGAUAUGGAUCAGGAUGAGCUGGAAUUCGAGCCUGACCGACUUAACCGAGCGUUUUCUGACGACCCUGAUGUCGGAGAUGGGAACGCUGAUGCUGGUGCGGUACUGGCUGAAAAUAUGCAGCUUGUGGGCUUCAACCUUCCACCACCAAAACCUUUAACGGAAGAGGAACGUUCAGCCCUUCUAGUCAGCUCUGUUAUGCGCAUCCGGGAAGAGUCGGAGCUAGCAGGAGAGAGUCUUCCCCCAGAUUCAACACAAGCAGCAGGUCAUAGUCCAACAGAGAUGUGGAUGCUGUUAAUUGUUAGGAUGAUAACUCGUGUCGUCGACCCUGAAACACCCAGCGUAAACGCUACUGACGAGGGAGCAGUGAGUGAGCUGUACGACGAACAGGACAAGCUCCGGCAAAAGCUUUGCGAUUAUAUAAUGGCGGACUUCCCAGCAAGGCUACGACUGGCAACGGCGUGGAUGAACGAAGAAUGGUAUAAUGAUCGGAUGCAUCGAGACGAUAUGGAAUGGCGACCCAACUACGAUACCUGGCUGAACCAAAUCAUUGCAGCCUAUCAGACGUUGCUGGACAGUAAAGAUCGGACGUUCUCUCGAUUCUUGCUGGACCUUCCUUCUGUUCCCGAGGAUGUGCUGGUUUUAUUACGCGAAUUGUGUGUAGACGCAAAUAGUCCAGAAAAAUUGCAAGUUGGCUUUGUAACCCUUCGAGGGCUAGUAAUACAGCGACCAUCAAUGCGCGCAGAAGCGCUUACUGUUCUUCUUGAACUCACAACACAUCCAGACAGAAAGACUCGCGGUGCGGCCAUCAACACUGUCAAAAUUUGGGUGCCCAACAUUCAACCUAUGGGUGAUAUGGUCAGGAACUUUGCUCUGCAAAUGCUUCGCAAGCUUCAGCUGCAGACGGACGUCAAAACCAUCAAACACAAUGGUACCGAGGCAAACGGAGAUGGGGAGGAUGAAAAUAUGGAGGAUGGACAGCUACCCCCGGAAGAUUUAGUUCAGACACCAUAUCUGCCUGAGCGCAUAGAACUGCCUGCCGAGGAAUCACAAGUCUUGCAGCAUGUGGAGCUGCUGUUCGCCUUGUGCGUGAAGGUGCCUGAGUUUCUUGACGAAAUAUUCUCUGCCUACGGUCACAUGGACGUGACAGUGCAAGAGGCAAUCCAGCGACUGAUAACAGCACUGAUUCGUUCUCUUGGAGCCACCCAUGGCAAACUGCUAACGAUCAUGCGGAAUUUCCCUCCUGGCGCAGAAUCCUUGGCCCUGCGAGUCCUCAACAUCUUCACAGAAAACGGACGGCCCGGUGCCCAACUUGUUGCGCUGAUCAAGGGCCUUAUCAGCGAACGAGAGCUGGAUGCACGGUUUCUCAUUCCCAUCAUUGGUGAGAUGGACAAGGCUGAUAUUAUUCGCCACUUACCUCGUAUUGUCUCUAUCCUUGGUGGCGAUGCGGAGAGCAAGAAUCUUGUUCGUUCUGUUUUCAGUUCCAUCGUCACCACGCCUCCGCAAACCUUCAGCAUCACCUCAAAUUUGCCUCGAGUACGACAGAGCGAACUCCUUACCCCGCAAGAACUGCUGGCGUUGUUGCAUGAUGCUGAAAAGGAGAUCGGUCUUCAGAGUGCAAAAGAAGCUAUCAGCGUCUGCUUCUCAAUGACGGAUGUGUUCCGCUCAGACGUUUUGGCUGCAGUGAUGCAACAAAUCAUGGACGAACCAGUAUUGCCUGUUUUGUUUUUGCGGACAGUUAUUCAAGCUGUCACGACGUACAAAUCACUGGUCGCUUUCGUCUCGACGACCCUGCUGUCGCGACUGAUUACCAAGAAAAUAUGGACCAAUCCUCGAUUGUGGGAAGGAUUUAUUAUGUGUGCCAAGGUCAUCGCACCAGCUAGUUUUGGGGCGCUGUUGCAGCUGCCAAAGGAUCAACUUCGAGAGCUUGUCGACAAGCAACCCGGAUUGAAAGCUGGGCUGAGGGACUUUGUGAUGAAGAAAGCUCCGAACAAAACACGAGUACCGGGUUUCUUGGACAUUUUCGGCGAAUCUGAGGAGAGUCCAGCACCAACACCCCCACCACAGCCAAUGCAGGUUGUCGUCGAGUAG